This is a messenger RNA of Saccostrea echinata, 4828 nucleotides long. RefSeq lists its product as uncharacterized. The record is from RefSeq and is a predicted model, not a curated record. Lineage: Eukaryota; Metazoa; Mollusca; Bivalvia; Ostreida; Ostreidae. Bases 130 to 4386 code for a protein of 1418 amino acids. The transcript has 18 exons.
UAAAACUAAUGUAGGGUGGAUCUUUUGCCAAGAACACAGUAAACUGAAAGUUUCUAUUCAACUUUAUUAUACUUCGGUAUAAGAGAAAAAAGAAAAAAAGACUGAUAGAUUGUGAAACAGAAGUUAGUGAUGAAGAAAAUACGCUUAUCUGACACUGACCUUGAACUCUUUGAACUGGAGAUCUCUCCAGGGGAUUAUACAUUCUUCACCAGACACAAAGAGGCUUUCAGGUGUAUGUGGAAAGAACAGGGGUUGUCCUUCUGGAAAAAGUUUAUCAUAACAUUUAGAAGCUUCACCAAUCGACACGGAGCUAUAAGAGAAAUAUCCAAUAAUUCUGCAAAGUUUGAAGACUUCAUCGACCAAGCAUUUAUUUUUGUUCAUGAAAACUUUGUGGAGGGAAGGGAGGGGAAAGCGAAGAGCUUCAUUGAUGAUGUAGCAAAAUUAGCCCAGAAUCGAGACAGGUUUAAAGAUCUGGACUCCAAAUCUUUUGCCAAGGACCCAUUUUACAUGAGAGACACAAGGGACCUAUUUAGACGAUUCUUUGGUCCACCAGAUCAGAAGGCAUCAUAUUUAAAGGUGUAUGUAGUUAGCCCAAUAUAUUUACGAUUUGGAGGAUCAGUAUGUCGGUGUCUGAGACGUUGGCUAGAUGCUCCCUCCAUGGAAGAGGGGGAUGAAUCAUAUUGGAUACCUCCUGAAAACCUAACUUAUGGUAAAGAAAAGCCUCGGAGCACUGUGGUUAUGUGCAAACCUUGUCUGGAUGACUGUAGUACAAAAUAUUUCCGAGAAAAAUUAACUGGCAAAAGAAAUGGGCCAAUCUUUAUAGACUAUUGGACACUAGGAGACCCACGUUUUAAUGACGAAAAUAAUCCUUUGUAUGCCCCAUUGUCCAAUGAGUUUUCAGAUUGGAGAGAUUCUCUUUCUGUGGAGAAGUUCCGUGACUUUUUGCAUUAUGCCAAAUUCAAAUAUGGCACGGAAUCCAACAAAUGCCAGGAAUGCUUGGACUUGAGCAGGAAGAGAGAGGACCCAAUGGACAGUAUUUCUGUGGCAGACUGCAGGUCCGAGGGUCAGAAAAAGAAAAAACGCAAAAAGAAGAGCAAGGUUAAACCUACAACUGACAACAUGGAUAAUGAUAUUGAUGACCUUGUAGCACACAUAGAGGGAGGAAAACAACUAGACCAAAUGCCAGUUUCCACAUUUGCUGGGGCUAAAGUUCCAGACACUGUUAUACCCAUUAAAAAAGAUGAUGAUAAGUUUCAAAACAAACUUGUAAGUAAUAAAAAGAAAAAAAUCUAUGCUGAAAGAACCAAGAUUAUGGAGGGGUUUAAGUCUGACAUACUGCAAGCUAAUGAUGACCUACCAAGGAACAGUCGCUUAGAAAAUUUUAACGUGGUGCGUACUCAAGAUGAUGUAACAGGAUCGAGCGAGCUGACAAUAUCCAUCAAAGCUAUCAAGGGUGAAGAGGGCAGAUCACCCCGGCCAAAGAUGACAAGAUACCAGAAUUCCUAUCCGUUGACAGGGCAGAUGAUCCGUAGUCAUCUGGAAAAUCUCCCCGAGAGGUUGGAGUGGUAUGAAGGGGAUUGCUGGUGUGCCUGUGUAUUGAACUACUCGAUAGAGGAAAAAGAGAACCCUACAGACUUCACUAUCAAAGUUUCGGGACCAGAUGAGGACACAACCAAGAGAACCAUGUUUAAAUUAUUGUUUUAUGUGGGGCGGAGGAAGAGCAGACCCUGCCCAGGCUGGGUGAUGGAGGAUGAUGAUGUGGUGGCCUGUAUCCUCCCUGAUGACUGUCCUGACCAGGAGGGACUGACCAUUAGUAUCAUCAAAGGAUUUCACUUCAUGGACCGACUCAGCAAUGAUGAAAAAAUGACUAUGAUUAAGACUGAAGAGGCAGAAAAGCCAGCAGAAAAAGUUUUAAUGACAGUAAGAGGAAAAAAUCUGGAAAAACUUAUUCAGGAUGAACUAGGAAAAAAUGUAUUGAAGUGUAUAUUGGAUGCUUAUGGCAAUAAUGCUAUUAAUGGAAACACUGGUGGAACCAUUAAUUUGAAUGCACCAGUUUUAGAUAAGUAUGGGAAAGAACAGGAACAACCAGUAUGGAAUCAAAUACAAAAGGAUCCAGAGAAAUUUGAACUCUUCUUCAUGGUUUCUAAGAGAACUGAAAUCGAGCUCCUAAAGAGAGGAUUUACAACCCUCGACUACUCCUAUUUUGAGAAAGACCCUGUGAAUAAAUACAUGCCAUGGGAAAGGGUGUUCUGUCUUAGAUGUAAAAAGAACAGGAGAAUUUGUCCAUGUGGACCUUUCAGAAAAUUUAUUGAAUUAGAGCCCACAAAAAUGGAACCAGUAAGUGUAACAAAAAGGGAUGAUCUGGAUUUGAAGCUUGGAACUAACAUGAAGAAACCCAUUCUUCAAGAUCUACUAAAUAAAGAGUUUGAAAACCAUGCUUCUCUUAAAGAGAAGGAAAGACAAAGAUUUCAGCAAUUAAAGGCUAAUUUACAAAGUGUGCCAGAGGAUGAUGAGAAGGCUAAAGAGGAAAUGAGAGAUUUUAUUGUGACUGUCCUCAAGAGGAGGAAAACAGAUGGGGAACUUAGCCCUCAGAAGGAGGAUAAAGAGAGGCCCAAGAGGGUGCUUUUAUUUGGAAGUGGAUUAAGCACAGAUGGGGUUACUAGGGUAAGUCAAGUAAAACGAAUGGAUGAGGAUGUGAAGAAAUAUGAAACACAGAAAAUUAACAAUGCAAACAAUAAGAAGGAUAGAGCAUGUAGAACUGAUGGUAAUGAGAAAAGUAGAAUUAGAGAAGGCAGGAAUACAGGAGCUGUAAGUAAACUAGAGCCGAAACUGAAUAUCAAUGGAACAGGAGAAAAACAGAAAGGAAAUGUGGUUCAAAUGGCAGUUAGACAAAAGGAAGUACAAGAGAAAAAAGCUGAUGAUAAAAAUGCAAAAUAUAAAGAAAAGAGCCCAAAAGUUGAAGCAGUUGGACUGGAGAACAUUGAUAAUGAGGAUGAGAAUGAGGAUUGGACAAGCACAGAUGAAGAAUCCAGUGAUGAGAAAAAAGAAGACGUUCAACCUUUAGAGACAAAGUCAAAAGAACAAAACAUUCUGGAUGACUCGGAUGAUUGCUUAACGACACAAGCUGUAGAGAAGGAAAAUGAUAAACAGACAACUUCUGCAGAAGAAGGAGAGAUGAAAUCAAUGGAGCAGUCACCCAUACCAGGACCUGAAGUUGAAGUUAAUAGGGAUGACAUUGAAAGAAGUAAAAAUGAACCUUCUUUGCUAGAAGAGGAGAAAGAUCAAAUAAGGAAAAGCAAGGAUGAUGAAAAUGAGCAGGUUGUUUUGAAAGACCAAGGAUCCAAAUUAAAUGAAAAGGGUCAGAUGGAUACUGAAGUGGAUAAGGAACCAGUCAUUACACAUGAGAAUCAAUCAGAUAAUCCAGAAGAAGAAGAAUCACUUACAUUAAAAGAAGAAGGAAAGCCAACAAGUCUAGAACAGGAGGAAGUGAUUGUAAAUAAUCAAGAGGACCAGGGAACCAAGUUAAAUGGAGAGGGUCAGAUGGAUACUGAAGUGGAUAAGGAACCAGUCAUUACAGAUGUAAAUCAGUCAGCUAAUCCAGAAGAGGAAGAAUCACUUAUAAAAGAAGAAGGAAAGCCAACAAGUCUAGAACAGGAGGAAGUGAUUGUAAAUAAUCAGGAGGACGAGGGAACCAAGUUAAAUGGAGAGGGUCAGAUGGGUAUUGGAGUAGAAAGAGGACCAGUCAUUACAGAUGAAAAGCAGUCAGCUAAUCCAGAAGAAGGAGAAUCACUUAUAAAAGAGGAAGGAAAGCCAACAAGUCUAAAACAGGAUGAAGUGAUUGUAAAUAAUCAAAAUAACUCUUUUCUGACAAAAGAAAGUCAUUCAUCCACAACAGAUCAAGAUAGAUCAACUAACACAGUAGAAAAAGAAGCAGUUGCAGCAGAUCAGGAAAAGUCAGUGAUAACAGAAGAUCUAUCUGCAGAAGAUAAAGGCACACAAACCACUGCUGAAAAAAACGGCUCCUUUGAGGAAAAUGUGGACAAAUCCAUUACUUCAUUGAUGGAACAAAAUUCUACCCAAACAGACCAGGACAGAAAGACGCAAGAUGAGUUUAUCAAUCAGCGUGAAAUAUUAACCAAUAAAAUAGAUGAAGAGUCCUCUACAACAGAACCAAUUAUUGAGAAGAAAGAGAAAAUAGUGGGUGUAAUACUUAAGUGUUGCUCAUUUUGCAACACAGAAGAACCAGCCCCCAAAACAUACAAAAAAUGCCUUAAAUGCAAGCAAGAAGGAAUUAUUAGUGCUAGGUAUUACUGUGGGAAAAAAUGCCAAACAUCAGAUUGGAAAUUACGUCAUAAAGGAGAGCACAAAGAAAACCUACUGGACUGAUUGGAUGUUUUGUAGAUUUUGCUAUACCUGCUACAAGGCCUAUCUCUAAUUUAGAAAUAAUCUGAUCAUGGCGAUUGUUUGCAGUGCAUUUAUGUUUUUAAUUUUUCCAUCAUUUUCAUUUGUUUUAUUAAACUUAAAUGUUUUUAGCAUGUAAUAGUAAUGCCAUUAUAAGGUAAACUUUAUAAAUAUUGACUGUUAUGUUAUGCAGUUUUAUUUACGGUAAAGGAUAUGAAAAUUUUUUAAUACAUCAUUUUAGUUUCGCAUGUGAAUGUCUUUAGGUUAAAAGACAAUUGUGUAGCUUACUCUGAACUCAUUUUAAUAAUAAUUAUUAUAUCGGAAGGACUUGCUAUUACAAUGUACGUAUCUUUGUUAUUAUGUUGAAUUUAUCUAACACUUAUUUGAUAUUUUUCAGAUUGUGUAAAUUUAAGUAAGUUUAUUGGUA